CAACGCAGUCGUUUAAUUCGACAGUCUAUCAUACCUAUUAGCAGCGCUCGGGCUUCUAAGAAAACUGUCUUAUUAGAAAAACUGCCCCUUCUCUUUCACUCGGCGGCGAGCGCCCGUCGCAUAGGCAGCCCAACGUACUCGACGACCGCCUCAGAGCCGGGGUGCCACUGGAGCGACAGAGACGGCUAACAGCGGAGGGAAUGCCGCGGGCUGUCGCGGCCGCUGCACCGAGAUGGCCCCACUAAAUGAGGUGUCGUGUCGAUGUCUCAUGGCGCGGGCCCGCGAUGGGCCUGGCCAGGCUGCGGGCCGGAGAGGCCUGCACACACAGCCCCACCGCCCCAAGACGAGCGGACCCACUCGCCGGAGCAGCGCUUCAAGUGAAAGAUGGCUUUCCUGCGAGUCCUCUGCGCCUCCCUGUCGGUAUGCUUGACCUUCGCCGCAGCAGCAUCCGAGCAGCGGGCGGGUCCACCGACAGCCGUGGGGGAGGCUCAGCCUCACCAGCUACCUCCACCGCCUCCCCCUGUUGUCGUCUUCGUCAACGACCGCGACAUUGAGGGAGCGACGCGCCUGCCCAGCUCUGGUGACGCCUUGGCUACCGGGGCUGCUGACGGAUUCGAGCGCUACGGCGUGCCGGCGGGUGUGCCGUCGUCGACGGAGUCCCGCACGAGCCGGCGGGGGACGCUCGUGGCCAGGACGACGGAGCUGUCUUCGCACGCCGUGCCGCAGCACCAACACAUCUCCCUGGUGACGGCGGAGGGUGUCCGCGUGCGCGCCGAGGGACUUACGCUGCCCUUCUCCUCGAACGUGCCACCACUGCCCGCCGGCGCCGACCGCCCCACCGACGGCGACCUUGCAGCACCCAGCGACCGUCAGCAGGAGGUGAACCCCAUCCCGUCCUCAGCCCCGGCCCCGGCCACGGCCCCGACCCCGGCCCCGACAGCGACCGCCCCGCCUUCGUACGGGCACAUCAGGCCACCCUCUCCAAACACCAUCGUCACUUACUACUCCCUCGGCGGUGGGGACGCGAAGGUCAAGAUGAUCCCGUACCUGCAGCUGGUGGAGCGCCUGGUCGGGAAGGAGGCGUACGGCCCACCCUCGACUGCGGCCCCGCCCCCGCCCCCGACCGGCGCGGAGGUGUACGGGCUACCAGGCACUUCCACGCCGUCUCCACCACCACCGCCGAGGUCACACGCGAUCGAGUACGCUCCCCGCUCCGAGGUGUACGGGCAGCCCCCGCUCAGAGCUAGGGCGGUUGCGUACGCGCCCCCCGGACCGACGACGCUCGCCCCCGCGUCCGCGGCCUCACAACCCUCCGCGAGGCAGCGCCUCGCGCGCGCCAGCCGAGAUGCACGGCGCCGGGACCGCGGCCUCUCGAAGAGCACCGAGAACACGAGGUGAAGCUGCUGCCCGCGGAGCCGCGGCAAAACACUUCGGCACCCCCUAUCCAGCCGCCAUUCUGGGGACUUUGAAGCUGAUUCGGUGGAAUGGAAUGGCACCCCUGGAUACGAUCGCGGUCCCCUCCGUCCACUGCCGCGUGGCACUCAACCCACUGGCGCCACGGGGCCUUCUCCCACGGCUCCGGGCUGCUCCGGGCGGCUCCGGGCCGGGCCCCGUCCCCGUGUGAGAUAGCAAGUGCACAGCUCACCCGCACCCUAUCCCGCUGCCCCUCGGAUGUUUGUCUCUUGCUGUUACACCUGACCGAUAAGGGCCGAUAAACUGUUAAUGCCACAGGGCGCCCCGCCACUGUGCGUGCAGGCGGGCGGGACAGUGGGACAACGGCCGCACUAUUUAUAAUUAUUGUAUGGUCAUCAACAUGAUAUGUUAGAGGAGAGAAUAAUGUUGCAAGAACUCGAGUGGUACCGUGUUCCAAGUGCGUUGUGUGAUUAUCCCGGUGAAUAAGAUUGAUGUAUUUGCAUUGAGAAUAAAAAUACAAUAAAGGCUCCACCAC
Molecule: messenger RNA, 1948 nt
Organism: Frankliniella occidentalis (western flower thrips)
Lineage: Eukaryota; Metazoa; Arthropoda; Insecta; Thysanoptera; Thripidae
Exons: 2
Coding region: 385-1398 (337 amino acids)
Source: RefSeq, a predicted model, not a curated record